This is a messenger RNA of Plasmodium adleri (nom. inval.), 513 nucleotides long. Its product is annotated as conserved Plasmodium protein, unknown function. Bases 1 to 513 code for a protein of 170 amino acids. The record is from RefSeq and is a predicted model, not a curated record. The transcript has a single exon. NCBI's taxonomy places the organism in Eukaryota, Apicomplexa, Aconoidasida, Haemosporida, Plasmodiidae.
AUGGAUUUUAUUAAAAGAAAAAGUAAUGAAAAAGAAUUUGAACAUUAUUAUAAUAUGUUAGAAAAGUAUCCUUUAAAAGAUGAAGUAUCUUAUUCAAUAUUAUUACAUGGAAAACUUCUAAUAUCAAAAAAAAAAAAAGAUAAUAAGGAGGAUUAUCAUGAUAUUAUAAAAGAGUGCUUUAAAAUAAUUAACGAAAUGAAAGUUAAAAAAAUACAUGCUUCUUUAAUUCGAUUCAAUGAGAAAUUAUUACUCUCUUAUUAUGAAUUAAUAAAAUUAAAUGUGCGCCCUACAUAUAAACAGUGGAUGAAAAUUUUAAGAACAGUGUGGUUUGUAUCUGCCUUAGUUAAAGCUAGAAGACAGAAAUUUAUUUUAAGAAAAAUGAAAAAAAUCAAAAAUAAAAAUUCGGUUUCCUUGGAUAAUUUUAAUGAAACUUUUAAUAUACAUAAUUUGGAAUGUCUUUAUGUCGAAAAUAGGGACCCCUUGAUAGCUAAUAAUGUCCAGCAAGGAAUUUAA